This is a messenger RNA of Candidula unifasciata, 1110 nucleotides long. Lineage: Eukaryota; Metazoa; Mollusca; Gastropoda; Stylommatophora; Geomitridae. The record is from the annotation of a GenBank genome assembly.
AUGAAAAGGUUAGUUAUGAGAAUGGUGACAGCUCCUACUUUCUGGUUCAUCGCCUUCAUAUUUCUGACAAAGCAUAUUGUGAAUCACAGGAGCAAUCGUAAGAGUACAGCAUUCAAUCUGUUCAUCAACACACGUCCGCACACGAUAAGGAAGACUUUGACAGUUACCGAACAGCAAACGAACACUAACGAUAAUUUAAUGCAACAUAUCAGGCUUGAAGAGGUCAAGAGAGAGUUAAAUGUUGUUUCACUGACCAAUGAAACCAUUUAUCCUGCCAACAGAAUCGGCAGCUAUAUCUUCUCGAAUUCUAAUCUCUGUAAAGAUGUUCCCAGUGUCGAUUUCAUCAUUAUCGUGCAUACAGCAACUACACAUUUUGAAAGAAGACAACGAAUCAGAGCCACUUUUGCAAACACAUCUUUGUUUUACCCAGCCCAAAUUCGUACUGCUUUCCUAUUGGGUGAAACGGAAGAUAGCGCAUUAACGGAGAAGUUAUGGCAGGAACAUAGAACAUACAACGAUACUGUUAUGGGAGAUUUCAUCGAUGAUUAUCACAACCUUACAUUGAAGGGAGUCAUGGGACUUCGCUGGGUCAAAGAUCACUGUCCAAAUGCUGCUUUUGUGCUAAAAAAAGAUGACGAUGUUUUAAUAAAUAUGUUUACACUAGUUCAUAUUUUCUUACCACAAAUGAAGACACAGAAGAGAACUAUUUUCUGUAAGGUAUUUUUAAAUGAUACAAUGCUCAUAGUAAGAAAGGGUAGGUGGAAAGUGGAUUCCCAUAUUUUCCCAAAUAGGAGAAAUUACCCUUAUCCAUACUGCCCAGGUUUUACCCAGACUGCAAAGGUUACGCCGUUUUUCUGGAUUGAUGACAACUACCUGUUCGGGUUGUUACCAUAUAUUAGUGGGAACAUAAAUUUUAUAUAUUACGAAUUUUACAAAUUGCACUCACCUUUAUACAAGAAAGCAGUUAACUGUACGUUACCACAUAAAUGGCGAUGUCCAAUUGUUUCUAUUAUUAUUCGAGACAAAGAUUUCUGGCAUCUCUGGCAAACAAUGAUCCGUAUAUACAGUAAUUUUAAUUGGACCAGAGAAGCUACAAAGCAGGGAGGGUAA